Closterium sp. NIES-65 is the source of this 495-nucleotide messenger RNA. Lineage: Eukaryota; Viridiplantae; Streptophyta; Zygnematophyceae; Desmidiales; Closteriaceae. The record is from the annotation of a GenBank genome assembly.
AUGCCUGGCCCUUACAUUCCAAAUGCAGAUAAAAACGAGAAGUGGAAACCCGAUAUCGCAAUGUACAAGGUGGUGUGCUGCCUCUUUGUUCAUCAAGCUCGCGAGACCGACAAAGUUUACACUGCUAAGGACUUCGUGAAUGCUGAGAUUGAGCUUCUGGGGACGAUAAACUUUGAGAUUGAGACAGGAAGGUCAUGUCCUUCAGCCCUGGAGGACCUGCUGAGAGAGCUCAGGCGAGUUUCUCGUGUUGGUGACUUCAUCAAACUAAGUACGUGCUUCACUAUUUACACCUUGAUGCACUCUGAUUCCAAAUUACGCCAACAUCUGUCUCGAGCAGCACUGCCUGCCUCCAUCAUUGUUGUUGCCUACCUUAUUUCCGUACCCAAAAAGCAAGCAUUGUUCCCGGUGCUCCAAUGGGUUUGUGCAAUGAACAAUCAGGACCAGGACGAGAUUCACGGCUUCACAAGACUUAUUCUGCAAGCCAUUCUUGAAUAA